GCCGUAGAGCAACGCUAGGGACGUUCGCAAUCGUGCUCUCUUUUCUCUGUUUUAGGCUCCGUCAGUUAUCGGAAUCUAUUACUCGUCUCUGGCGGACGAUAUCUCCUUUACUUUCCCCUUCCACUAUGAACAAAAGAACAGCACAUGGCGGGGGCGGCGGGGAAGGAUGUGGCUUGUUGGAGAGACUCCCAAACAGCAUAAUCAACGAGAUCCUUGGAAAAUUGGAAUUGGAAACACUCUGCUCCGCAGCUUGUGUAUCCCGUACCCUCCGCUCCUCUGCCUCUCAAGUCCUUUCCUCUCUCACCACUCUUGAUCUCUCCUCGUUUUCUCCAGAUGUGCGGACUCUGGAACACAUUCUGCAUCGGUGCAGUGCCCUCAAAAGGGUUACUGUCGAUUGCCUCCGUCUUGGUGAUUCUUCCGUUCGCAGUUUUCUUGGAGAGCAAAUCGAGGAAUUGAAUUUGUUGAAGGGUUCCUCGUUGUCUUAUCAAGUUCUCUUUUCCAUUGGUCGAAAGUGCCCUAAUUUAAGGGUACUGGUGGUAGAAUUGGCGGGCUGGGACGUUCCAAAGAUAUUCACGAGAUGCUUUAUGCAUAUGCUUAAUAGAUGCUCAUACUUAGAGUCUCUUUGUAUAAAGAUUCGAGGGUCAGAGCUUGAUGCAAGUGGUUUCCGAUCCUCUGUACUGUCUGUGCCCAAUACUGUCAAAGUUCUGAAGUUGCAGCCACUGCUUAUAGAAGAUGCCAUCAGUUUCAUAAACGACCUCCCAUAUGGAAGAAACGCUUUGAAUGACUCAUUCGAUCUCAGCAUCCCCUUCUACCCACUCUCACCUCGAUUCACGCUGCAGAAGUUAUCACUUGUUGUGGAUGUUAUAUCCGAUGAGCUUAUCAUCUCCAUUAGUAAUUUUGUCCCUUUGUUGGUUGAGCUGGAUCUUGAAGACAGGCCAUGCUCAGAGCCGCAGCUGCCCAAGGACUUGACAAACAGUGGGCUCCAGCGCUUGGGGUCUUGUCAGCAUUUGAUUGCUCUCUCUCUUAUACGGAGUAAACUGAACUGCCAAGUAUCUUUCAAGGCAGUAAAUGAUAUGGGCAUGUUUCUCCUUUCUGAGUCCUGCAAAGGCCUACAAGCAGUGAGACUUGGUGGAUUCUCUAAAGUUAGUGAUGCGGGUUUUGCGGCAAUUUUACUCUCCUGCCGAAACUUGAAAAAAUUCGAAGUCCGCAAUGCAUCACUGCUAUCAGACUUGGCAUUUCUUAAUGGGGCCCUGCCUUCCCUUGUUGACAUGAAAUUGUGGUCUUGCAGUCUUAUAACUAGCGAAAGUGUUAAUGAAUUGGCUUCUUCUAGUGACUUGGAAGUACUUGACCUUUCUGGGUGCAGGAGCAUUGCAGAUUCCUGCCUUAGUCGUGUCACAUCCCUUCAUAGACUGACUACGCUCAAUAUAGGGGGCUCUGAUAUUACCGAUGGUGGUCUGGCUAUUAUCGGCAGAGGGAAUUCUCCCAUCACCCAUCUGUGUCUGAGCUGCUGUAAGAGGGUAACUGACAAGGGGAUUGCUCUUUUAUUUAGUGGUGGAGAGAGAAUCAGAGAGAAGUUGUUGGCCUUGGAUGUGGGUUACAUUCCAGGAAUAUCAGACAAGGCUAUUUUCACUAUUGCUGAAUUUGCUCCAAGUGUUACAGAACUCUGUAUUAGGUAUUGCUAUUCUGUGACCGAUGCAUCGUUGGAAAUAUUGGCCACAGAGAGAAGGUUUGAAGAUGGAAAAAAACUAGUACUUCGGAGGCUUGAUCUUUGUAGCUGCGUUGGGUUGUCUGUUAAAUCAUAUGAGUUGCUGAAGAAGCCCUUUUUCUCUGGUUUGAAGUGGCUUGGUGUUGGGCGCACACAAUUGACUAGUAAGGGAAUGGCAAUUUUCACAGAGAUUCGCGAGGAGCGACCGUGGCUGACUCUCUGUCUGGGAGGCUGUGAAAUGGGAUGUCAUGAUGGGUGGCAAUUCCACAGAGCUGAUUGUUACCAAGAAGGACUUUCCUGAAGUCUAGAAAUGAAACACAAUAGUCCCUUUAUGUGGCUGCGAUUCGACGCUCCUUUAUUUUACCCAUUUCUCAAAAUCGAAAGUUAAUUGAAAGACGGAGACUGAAGUGAAUUGAAUUGUUCGAAACCAUCUUCAUUUAGGAUUUGAUUGACAGAUCAUCCGACUUUGUUUUGGUCA
This is a messenger RNA of Rhododendron vialii, 2183 nucleotides long. Its product is annotated as F-box protein At-B. The transcript has 4 exons. The coding region runs from base 126 to 2006 and encodes 626 amino acids. Gene Ontology annotation, biological process: SCF-dependent proteasomal ubiquitin-dependent protein catabolic process. NCBI's taxonomy places the organism in Eukaryota, Viridiplantae, Streptophyta, Magnoliopsida, Ericales, Ericaceae. Gene Ontology annotation, cellular component: SCF ubiquitin ligase complex. The record is from RefSeq and is a predicted model, not a curated record. Gene Ontology annotation, molecular function: protein binding.